Thlaspi arvense is the source of this 432-nucleotide messenger RNA. NCBI's taxonomy places the organism in Eukaryota, Viridiplantae, Streptophyta, Magnoliopsida, Brassicales, Brassicaceae. The record is from the annotation of a GenBank genome assembly.
AUGGUUACGGGCGUUACUGUUUCCCCGAACGUUGCGGUUCUCAAGGAUUGGGAUUCACUCGGCGUCGCCAUCUCUCCCCUUGACGUCACCAAUCCCGUCGCUCCUUUAAUGUCCUCCAACGGCGUCUUUGUGCCCAGCAAUGUCUCUGCGGAGGCGGAUUUCGCUGCGGCGAAAACGUCCGUGUGGUGGGACAUUGAGAACUGCAAGGUUCCUAAGGGCUGUGACGCUAAUCGGAUUGCUCAGAACAUUAGAUCCGUUCUGUUGAAAAGUAACUACAGUGGUUCCCUCAUCAUCCAUGCCUAUGGUGACACCACUCGAAUCCCUUCCUCUGUACAGAAAGCUCUCUCCUCCACCGGCGUAUCACUCAACCACGUCCCCGCUGGAGUGAAAGACGGGAGCGACAAGAAGAUCCUUGUGGACAUGAUGCUGUAG